Metarhizium album ARSEF 1941 is the source of this 4335-nucleotide messenger RNA. Its product is annotated as ankyrin repeat protein. Lineage: Eukaryota; Fungi; Ascomycota; Sordariomycetes; Hypocreales; Clavicipitaceae. The transcript is spliced from 4 exons. The coding region runs from base 1 to 4335 and encodes 1444 amino acids. Gene Ontology annotation, cellular component: nucleoplasm. The record is from RefSeq and is a predicted model, not a curated record. Gene Ontology annotation, molecular function: protein binding.
AUGGAUGCGCAGAAUGCUGCCGAGUCGGACCAGACCAGGCCUGCUCCCGCUUCCCCUCAGCAGCGACCGAGCUCUGGGACUGGCAAGAAACCCAAGUCGCCGGCGCUCACCAAGGCCACAUUGCCAGCUCGAGAUCCCAAGCCAAAGACUUCUCUGGUUGCUGCCGACGAUACUUCCCCUUCUUCCUUGGUUGCCCGCCCCGACGAUGCUCCAGAGGACCACGACUCCGACGCCGAGACCAUCGUGCUGCCGGGGAAAGAUGGUCACUCGCCCUCAAAAGCCCGGAAAGUGAGACAAGAGGACAAGAGCGAAAGCGAUGGCGACGCUUCUAAAAGAAACGGUGCCAACGGCAACAGAAGACACUCUCAUGAUGGCGAGGAACCAUCCUCCUCCGUUGCAGCUGGCAGCCGGCUCGUCGAAGGUGCCAGGAAGAAGCGCCCGUCCGUCUCUGCUGGUUCCUCCGCCGACAAGGACCGUCGACCUCGCAACAAGGAAGCAGCCUCCAGCGGCAUGAGCUCUUCACCAGUUUCUCCACCUCAUCAUCCGCACAUCCAAAACCGAAACCAAAUCCAUCACCCUAAUAGAAGGCGGCGUUCUGACGCUGCUCCGUCAUCGCCAUCAGAUUCCGAACAGUCCCAUCUUCAGGUAUCUUCAAAGGCAUCUCUACGCGAUAAGCUCAAGUCAGGUGAACGACUAGUGCCGCACAAACGCAAAGCUCCCAAGGUCGAGUCCGACGACGAGGCCGACAUUCGUAAGGCGCGUCGUCAGCGCACCACAAGCGCCGGUGUUGAUUUUGGUCGACACAGGGAUUCCAGAUCUUCUCUCCCCAAGAAUGAAGGCCGAAAUCGAUCCGUCUCCCCUGCCCAUCGACAACAUCGACGAAGCAUAUCCACACAAUUUCCCUCCCAAUCAUCAAACGGCUUGGGUACCAAGAAACGACGCCUCCCGCCGCCUCUCCAGUCUACAGACUGCCAAUCGGACGAUUCAUCCACGGGCGGCAGUCCCCAUCCCCGCAGCUCCAAAUUACGUGGUUUGGCCACGCCGGCUCCCGCCGAGGCCAAUGUCUCGCCCGCCAAGAUGGGACCUCACAAAAAACAUCUCGACGCUCACGGCCAGACAUUAUUAGCCCGCGCUUGUGCCCGAGGUGAAUACGACGGGGCAAAGCAACGGUUGCAGGAACGGCCCGAAGAUCUAAACGUCGCCGAUUACGCUGGAAAUACGCCUCUUCAGAUUGCCGCAAUUAAUGGAUGCGAAGAUAUUGUGAAACUCCUCAUCGACGCUGGGUGCAAUUCAGAGUGUGUCAAUUACGACAAAGACACUCCUUUGCUUGAUGCUGUCGACAACGGUCAUCUCGGCGUCGUGAAGCUGCUUCUCGAUGCCGGCGUGAACCCGCGAAAAGCCAAUGUGAAUGGAGAGGAACCAAUUGACCGCGUCAGCGAUGAUACUGACAAUGCGGAAGAGAUUCGUGCCGCACUUUCUGAAGCCAAGAAACGACAAGGUGACAGGCAAAGAACAUCGGAGGAUCGACACUCACAUGCUGACGGUCAUGAUUCUCAUGCCCCUGACAGCCCCCGACAUUCGCCGGCCGCUAUAACUUCUACGAGCACGGCUCGUAGAAGUGGAACCGUACGCUCUACCAAGACCAGGAAUGAUUUGCUCUACAUGCCUUUAGAUGACAAGACCUUGCGUCAAGCUGCCGGGCGUGGGGACGAGGAGACGGUUGCCCGCAUCCUGCAAGUCAAGGAGGGAUAUGACGACCCCGAAUCAAUGGUAGCUGCGGCUAGAGGAGGUCAUGACCUGGUAAUCCAACUGUUGUUGGGCUUGGGUGGAGCAAACGCAGACCCCGGCCCUGUGGCUUCGCUUCCUGGCGAGUUCGCGACACCCAUUUUGGCAGCGAUUGGCCAAGAAAAUAUCAAGGUUGUAGAAUUACUUUUGGAACAGCAGGGAUUCGAUCCAACCCGGCGGUUUAAGGGAGAAACAUAUUACGAAAUCGCCAGGAGACGACAAGGGACGAAUUGGAAAGAAGAGGAAACCAAACUCAAAGACGCCUACGACGAAUAUAAACGAUCCCAUAAGGAUGGUCUUAAAACGAAAUCCCCGGGUGGCCGACGGGACAAGGCUGCAAGGCGCGACGACACAAAGGAGGAACCGAAGUUCAGCAAGCGACGAAUGUCAAGCCCGUCUCGAGAUGUCGAACUCAAGAAAAGAUCGUCCAAGUUGGACAGUCCCCGAGAGCAAAAACGGUCUAAUUCUAUCAAUAUUAGGGGCGAUGAUGAGUUUCCAACGAGGGGCCCUGGUCGACCUAAAAAAGAACAUUCGGCUAUCUCAGACCGCGAGAUUUCACCUGCUCUGUCACACAAAGCUCAAAGGGCAAAACGAACGGACUCUGACGUUGCUGCCAUGUCCUCUGAAGGGGAGGCAGCCAAACCAAGGCGCAAGCUUGUCUCAAAGGGUGAACUUCGAAGUGAACGGGACAAACACAAGCGGAUUUCCUCACAUAAAGAGCCUUCCAGCCCACGAGAAGCCCGAAGCGACGACAUUCCUGAAAAAGCAAGGCUUUCUGAGAAAUACCAUGACCGUGCCAAGGCACUCAAGCGAGACGAAUCGCGGGAUCGACCGUCAGGGGACGGCUCAGCCAAGAGGCAUCGGACAAGUGUGACGCCUGACCACCCGAGUGAUUUUGACAAGGACGGCAACGAAGGCACAGUAAAGAGACGCCGCUUGGAUGUUGAGGGCCAAGAAUCUCGCCAGAAGCGGGUGUCUUCCGAAGAUGGCCGACAGCGCAAGUCUAGCGCAUCUCGUGAUGGAUCUUCUAAAGCGUCGUCUAUUUCCAGCCACAGGGAACGUGAAGACGGCAAGAAGCGUGAUUCUGAAAUGAAAAUGCUCGGACACUUGGCGCCCAGCGAGAAAUCUGUUCGCGUCAAGUCUGAGGAUGUGGACGUGCCAAUGACAGACCUUGAGCCCCCAAAGGACACGGAAUCUCCGGAUAUGGACAAUGGAAAGCAGGAGGUGGAAGCAGAAAUAGCCAGGCUCAAAGAAGCCGAGGAGGAGGCGGCCAAAAAGAAAAGGGCGGAAGAGGAAGAACAGGAAAGAAAGCGUAUCGAGGCAGAGGAGGUAAAAAAACGGGAAGAAGAAUUAGCUCGAAAGGCCAGGGAGGAAAAGAAGCGCCAAGAAGAAGAGGAGGCUAGACAGCGCCAGGAGCAAGAAGAACGUGAGCGUCGUGAGGCUGCCGAGCGAGAAGAGGAGGAGAGAAGGAAGCGGCUUGAAGAGGAGAAGAGGAGGAAGGAUGAGGAGGAACGGAGACAACGUGAGGAAGAAGAGCGACGUCGCCGAGAACAGUUGGAGCGUGAAGCGGCCGAAGAGGCACGGCGUCAACGGGACGAGGAGGAGCGAAAAGAGCGCGAACGCCGCGAGCGUGCCCACCGAGAAGAGAUGGAGCGCAAACGAGCAGCAAGGGAGGCUGAGCAAAGGCGCCUUCGCGAGGAGCAAGAGCGUGCUCGUCUUGAAAAACUUCCUCCCCUUCUCCGUUGGCUGGACAUGCACCCGGGCCCAAAAACGGAGGCAAUUGCCGGGAAAUUCAGACACAUACCGGGUUUCCGGUACGACACCAUUCGGCCAGAUGCGACGGGGACCGCUGAAGGCCGUGAGCAAUGGCUUCUUAAUACCAACGUGGCCCUGCUUCUUGGCGAGAAAGACCUUGACCUCUCUAGAUAUACGGCGUGGGAACGGGCACCUGUCUCCCGCCUAGCUAAAACCAUGAUCUGGCGAACCGAGUGGCCUCGGUACUCAUUACUGUUGGAGCAGCUAUGGGAACUCGGUCGGCAGCUUCCCGGCUACUACCAUGACACUGACCCUGCUCACCUUGACUUUUUCGCGAGGAAACAGCUGCAGGAUGAAGCGCUGGAGAAGUUUUUGGCUCUGGACAUGUUCUUCGUCAAGCUCUCUGACUUCUUAUAUACGGUGCCGAACAUUCCGCAUCUGCGGAGCUUACGAAUUGCUGUAGAGUACCGCGAGCUACCGGAAAACGAAUCCCAACUUCACGGGUGGAAGGUAUUUUCGAAGUGGAAACAAGACCCAGGUGCCGAGCGCUUUCAUCCUUUUGCUCCGCGCAAUAAGUACUACAUCAACGGCGUCUCGGAUGGUGAUGACUUGCCAGUUCCUCACCAAACAAGCAAGACACCCUUUCCUGAAAAACGAGUUCCUCGACGAGGCUUGGUGCGGGUGUUCCCCGAGGAUCCUGAUUAUGAACAAAUAUCAAACACCAUCGCUGCCAAAUGGAGACCAUUCGUCGCCGACGAUGCCGACAGCGACGACGCCGUCCAAACCGUCCGUUAA